This is a messenger RNA of Carcharodon carcharias (great white shark), 1713 nucleotides long. RefSeq names its product adenosine deaminase domain containing 1 (testis-specific) (gene adad1). Bases 1 to 1713 code for a protein of 570 amino acids. The transcript has 13 exons. Gene Ontology annotation, molecular function: tRNA-specific adenosine deaminase activity; double-stranded RNA adenosine deaminase activity; double-stranded RNA binding. Gene Ontology annotation, cellular component: nucleolus; cytoplasm. Lineage: Eukaryota; Metazoa; Chordata; Chondrichthyes; Lamniformes; Lamnidae. Gene Ontology annotation, biological process: adenosine to inosine editing; RNA processing. The record is from RefSeq and is a predicted model, not a curated record.
AUGGCAACAUAUGAAGAAGGGUUACAGUGCAAGAGACAAAGAAAUAAGUUUUCCAUUGUCAAGUUGAAAGGCGUGGAAAUUCAAGAUGUAAUUAUUCAACUGCUUCCCUUUGAGAGGACUGGCGAUUGUCAAUAUCCAAAGUCACAAUUUGCUGACUAUACUAAACCACUCCCAAACAUUGCACUGCCGCCUAAGAAAGUUUCCAGAGAAUUUAUUGAUAAAUACAGACGUGGUGAAAUCAACCCGGUUUCAGCCUUACAUCAGUAUGCACAAAUGUUGCGAAUGCAACUAAUUUUAAAAGAAACUGUAGCUACAGGUAAUGUGUUUGGACAAUACUUUGCAUUCUGUGCUGUGGUUGAUGGUGUUGAAUACAAAACUGGAAUGGGUCAAAAUAAGAAAGAAGCAAAAGCCAAUGCUGCACAAUUAGCUCUCGAUGAACUUUUGGAUACAGAACUGAGCAAAACUUCAACUUCAGGUCCUCCUCCAAUACCUGCUGAGCCGCCAGAACCUUCCAGUGAGAUCGUAUAUAUUGCUGUUGCUGAGAACACUCCUCCCUGGGAAAGCUUAUGCCAGAGAAGGAAUUCAUAUUACAAAGCUGUUUCUAUAGCCUGCAGAGAUGUUUUCAACAAGUUGACUGCUAACCUGCCUGAGCACCAAAAUUGUAGCAGUUCUUUGGCUGCUUUUGUAGUUGAAAGACAUGGACAGCCUUAUGAAGUUGUUGCAGUUGGAACAGGAGAAAUGAACUGCAAUGAUCCUUUAUUUUCUGAAGGCCGAAUCGUGCAUGAUUCCCAUGCUGUAGUUACUGCAAGACGCUCAUUAUUGAGGUAUAUUUACAGGCAUCUUCUUAUGUUCUACAACAAAAAUCCUGAUGUGGUGAGCCAGUCUAUUUUUUGCACUGAAUCCGGAAGAAAAGUUCUUACUGUUAAGGAUCGGACUAACUUUCACCUUUAUCUGAAUCAACUGCCAAAAGGAGCUGCACAGAUUAAACAGUUGCAUCUGGCUCCUCACUCAAUAUCUACCUUUCAUACUAACAAAGAGAUGGAACUUCAUGUUAUUUUGGAUGGAAAGGUGUACGCAAUUAGUCAUUGCAGUCCUGAAGUAACUGGUACUAGAGUGUGUAGCAUGUCCGGCAGUGAUAAGCUUACUCGUUGGGAAGUGCUUGGAGUUCAGGGAGCUCUGCUUAGUCACUUCAUUGAACCCAUCUACAUCAACAGCAUUCUUAUCGGUGAUGCAAACUGCAUAGACACACGAGGGGUGGAAGUUGCAAUUAAACAACGUGUAGAUGACUCAUUGACUUCAAAGCUCCCAAAUUUCUACAUUGUCAACAAACCGCAAAUAUGCCUUACAGAAACUGCAUAUCCCUGCCAACCAAAUUCUGUUCAUAAAGCCUUCAGUCUGAACUGGUCUCAGUCAGAUUGUUUGGUAGAAGUGGUGAAUGGUGCAACUGGAAGGAUUGCUGUAAGCUCACCAUUUAAAAGUGGCAACUCCAUGACCAGUCGCUUAUGCAAGGCUGCCAUGCUGAGUCGCUUCUAUCUUGUUGCAAAAGAAGCAAAUAGAGAAGAUUUGUCUACAGUUCCAACAUAUCAUGCAGCAAAGAUGAUGGCAAAAUCAUAUCAAGAAGCCAAAGCAUUGCUGAAAUCAUCUCUGGUACAUCAUGGUUUUGGUACCUGGUUGGUCAAGAAUCCAAAUGCAGAAGUGUUCCACAUGCAAUGA